Messenger RNA from Acomys russatus (golden spiny mouse), 948 nucleotides. Its product is annotated as olfactory receptor 5B12-like. Gene Ontology annotation, cellular component: membrane. Lineage: Eukaryota; Metazoa; Chordata; Mammalia; Rodentia; Muridae. Bases 4 to 948 code for a protein of 314 amino acids. The record is from RefSeq and is a predicted model, not a curated record. Gene Ontology annotation, molecular function: odorant binding; olfactory receptor activity; G protein-coupled receptor activity. Gene Ontology annotation, biological process: G protein-coupled receptor signaling pathway; sensory perception of smell. The transcript has a single exon.
CUGAUGCAGAAUAUAUCAGAAGUAACUGAAUUUAUUCUUGUGGGGUUAACUGAUGCCGAAGAGCUGCAGGUCCCUUUAUUUAUCAUCUUCACUUUGAUUUAUUUGACUACAUUGGUUGGGAACCUUGGGAUGAUUGUGUUGAUUCUCCUGGACUCCCGACUCCACACUCCCAUGUACUUUUUCCUCAGUAACCUCUCCCUGGUGGACUGUGUUUAUGCCUCAGCUGUCACUCCCAAGGUAAUAGAAGAGUUUCUCACAGAAAGUAAGAUCAUAUCUUACAAUGCAUGUGCUUCCCAGAUGUUCUUCUUUGCAGCUUUUGCUACUAUUGAAAGUUUCAUCCUGGCCGCAAUGGCCUUUGACCGUUAUGCAGCAGUGUGCAGACCCUUGCAUUAUUCCACCACCAUGACAACUACAAUAUGUGCCCUGCUUAUUGCUGGUUCUUAUGUCAGUGGACUCUCACAGUCUUCCAUCCAUGUUUCCUUCACUUUUCAUCUCUCCUUCUGUCAUUCCAAUGUGGUGAAUCACUUUUUCUGUGAUAUUCCCCCACUGUUAGCUCUUUCUUGCUCUAAUACUUACAUAAAUGAAAUUAUACUCUUCAUGUUGGCAGCAUUCAAUGUUGCUUUUACUCUAUUGGUUAUAUUGACUUCUUACCUACUUAUUUUUGUUGCAAUUCUGAGGAUGAACUCAACUGAGGGUCAAAGGAAGGCCUUCUCUACCUGUGCAUCCCACCUCACCACGGUUUCCAUAUUCUAUGGCACAAUCAUCUUCAUGUACUUACAGCCCAGCUCCAGUCACUCUAUGGAUACUGACAAAAUGGCGUCCGUGUUCUACACCAUGGUCAUCCCUAUGCUGAACCCUCUUGUUUACAGCCUGCGGAACAAAGAAGUACAGAAUGCGUUCAAGAAGGUUUCUGUAAAAGCUUUUUCUUCACUGGGAUUAUUGAAUUAA